AUGUCUAGGGCUUCUAAAAUUACAUUCAGACUGAGUCUGGCGCUGUCUGCUGGAACAGCAAUAGGAGUGUAUUACCUCCAGCAAUCCGAGAGGGAUGCUCUGAAACUUGGUCCGAUCAAGGAUGCGGCUAGAGUAGCCGAGAGGAGGAAGCAGGAAGAGCUCACGUCGAAGCAGAAGGCUAACGUGAAGGAGUUUGAGCUUCAACAGAAGCUGCGAGCGGAAUUUGAAUCUGUUCAGCCAUUGAGUGGGGAGAUCAUAGAAGGUCUAGACCAAGACAAAAAAUGA
Messenger RNA from Kuraishia capsulata CBS 1993, 285 nucleotides. RefSeq lists its product as uncharacterized. NCBI's taxonomy places the organism in Eukaryota, Fungi, Ascomycota, Pichiomycetes, Pichiales, Pichiaceae. Bases 1 to 285 code for a protein of 94 amino acids. Gene Ontology annotation, cellular component: mitochondrion. The record is from RefSeq and is a predicted model, not a curated record. Gene Ontology annotation, biological process: mitochondrial respiratory chain complex IV assembly. The transcript has 2 exons.